UACAUUCUGAAAGCCCUUAAUUCAGCGUUAUAAUAAAGGUUCAGGUUAAAGCCCUUGAUUGGAUCAGCAGCAGAUCAAUCCCGUUUAAAAGCCGCAGCCACUAAGAAGCCACGCCUGUGUUGAGUGACUGUGCUGAGUGAAGCUUGAGCCUGAGCUUCCCCCUCACAGUAGACCAAGCAGGCUGAGAAGAAGCAGCUUUGUCGCCUGAUACCGCCACCUCUCUCUCUCUCUCUCUCUCUCUCUCUCUCUCUCUCCGACCCUCGCUAUCCUCGGUGGCAAUGGGCAACGAUAACAGCUCAGCGAUAGACGACAUGCAGGCGGUGGAGAUCCAUCACUGGUACAAGAAGUUCAUGAAGGAGUGCCCGUCCGGACAGCUCACCCUGCACGAGUUCAAGCAGUUCUUCGGACUGAGGGGUUUGGACCCUGAAGCCGACGCCUACAUCGAGCAGAUGUUCCGCACCUUCGACAUGAACAAGGACGGCUAUAUCGACUUCAUGGAGUACGUGGCAGCCCUGAGUCUGGUGCUGCGUGGUAAGAUGGAGCAGAAGCUGCGUUGGUACUUCAAGCUCUACGACGUGGACGGCAACGGCUGCAUCGACCGCUAUGAGCUCCUCAACAUCAUCAAGGCUAUCAGGGCAAUCAAUGGCUGUGAUCAGGUUUCAUCAGUGGAGGAGUUCACGAACAGAGUGUUUGACAAGAUCGACGUGAAUGGAGAUGGUGAGCUGUCCCUGGAUGAGUUUGUGGAGGGGGCCCGGAAAGACGAGGAGUUCAUGGAGGUGAUGAUGAAGAGCUUGGACUUGACCCACAUUGUCGCCAUGAUACGCAGUAGAAGACACAGUGUGUGAAAAGACCCCCCAAACCCACCCCCACCCUGUUUUUUUUUAUAAUUGCAUUAUUUUAGUGACCUUUUUUUGUUCAAAUAAGUUCCCUGAAUGUCUUGAGACUACGAGAAAUCGCUGAGCGGUUUGUGAAUGUGAACGAUGAUCCGUCUCUCAGUCCGAGUGGUUUGUGAAUGUGAACGAUGAUCCGUCUCUCAGUCCGAGUGGUUUGUGAAUGUGAACGAUGAUCCGUCUCUCAGUCCGAGUGGUUUGUGAAUGUGAACGAUGAUCCGUCUCUCAGUCCCUGAGUGGUUUGUGAAUGUGAACGAUGAUCCGUCUCUCAGUCCGAGUGGUUUGUGAAUGUGAACGAUGAUCCGUCUCUCAGUCCGAGUGGUUUGUGAAUGUGAACGAUGAUCCGUCUCUCAGUCCGAGCGGUUUGUGAAUGUGAACGAUGAUCCGUCUCUCAGUCCGAGUGGUUUGUGAAUGUGAACGAUGAUCCGUCUCUCAGUCUGUGUGGUUUGUGAAUGUGAACGAUGAUCCGUCUCUCAGUCCGAGCGGUUUGUGAAUGUGAACGAUGAUCCGUCUCUCAGUCCGAGUGGUUUGUGAAUGUGAACGAUGAUCCGUCUCUCAGUCCCCGAGUGGUUUGUGAAUGUGAACGAUGAUCCGUCUCUCAGUCCGAGCGGUUUGUGAAUGUGAACGAUGAUCCGUCUCUCAGUCCGAGCGGUUUGUGAAUGUGAACGAUGAUCCGUCUCUCAGUCCGAGUGGUUUGUGAAUGUGAACGAUGAUCCGUCUCUCAGUCCGAGUGGUUUGUGAAUGUGAACGAUGAUCCGUCUCUCAGUCCGAGUGGUUUGUGAAUGUGAACGAUGAUCCGUCUCUCAGUCCGAGCGGUUUGUGAAUGUGAACGAUGAUCCGUCUCUCAGUCCCCGAGCGGUUUGUGAAUGUGAACGAUGAUCCGUCUCUCAGUCCCAGUGCUGUCUGCAGGUGCAGUCCUGCUGUAGAGAUGCCAUGAGGAGACACUGCAGCUCAGACACUCAGCAAGUAAUGUGCCUUCUUUAGAACGCUUUUAAAAAGAGAAGGUUACUGCUUCACUGAACUGUGGUGUUUUUAUUUGUACAAUAAAUAUAUAAAAUUGUAA
Messenger RNA from Acipenser ruthenus (sterlet), 1953 nucleotides. Its product is annotated as guanylyl cyclase-activating protein 1-like. The coding region runs from base 279 to 845 and encodes 188 amino acids. The record is from RefSeq and is a predicted model, not a curated record. Lineage: Eukaryota; Metazoa; Chordata; Actinopteri; Acipenseriformes; Acipenseridae. The transcript has 4 exons. Gene Ontology annotation, molecular function: calcium ion binding; calcium sensitive guanylate cyclase activator activity.